Molecule: messenger RNA, 1881 nt
Organism: Cordyceps militaris CM01
Lineage: Eukaryota; Fungi; Ascomycota; Sordariomycetes; Hypocreales; Cordycipitaceae
Product: GTPase activating protein (Gyp1), putative
Exons: 4
Coding region: 1-1881 (626 amino acids)
Biological process (GO): activation of GTPase activity
Cellular component (GO): Golgi apparatus
Molecular function (GO): GTPase activator activity
Source: RefSeq, a predicted model, not a curated record
AUGUGGUCAUCUUCAAGCAGCGGCAAGAAGCCGGCGAAUUCUGUGAGUUGCUGUUCUUUGCGCCUCCCCGCGCCGCGAUGCUCGCUCUUUCAGGACACUGACAACCCCGCUGUCGCAGGAGAUGGUCCAAGUUGCUCCUCAUCACCAUUCUGGCGACCACAGCUCGAGAGGAAUUCUUCUAGACGAAGUGUCACGGCGCCAGCGCCGCGCGAUCCCAAUGCCGUCAUUGGGGCGGCGUAUUCGCAUGCCGACAUGCUGAAGCUUGAUGCUCUUAAUGUCUCGAACUCUUCCUCACGACCUAAAACGCCUCCCUCAAGUUCGACCUCUAGGUCACGGCCCAGCGAUGCCUCUCCGCCCCAGAAACACAAUUCUGGCCGCAAGUCCCCACCCUUCAAGAGUUACAUCAACUUUCUCUCCAACACAAACGACGACUGGAAUACUGAAGAAGAUGAGAUGGGCUACGACGAUGACGAUGGCGACGACUUUGGAUUGCCCAGUCUUUCCAAUAUGAAGCGAAGAAGUCGCAAGAUGGCAGCGCAGCAACAGAGCAACGCCGCCGUCCCGCCAAGCUCGUUCAGCAAUUCAUUUGGAAGCUAUGGCCGACAUGCGUCUGACAGUGCAGACAUUGCUGUCGAACGGCCUGUGUCUUCUUAUCCUAUGCCACGUAAGAGUGAGGGAAAGAUUCUCAGACCGCAAUAUAAAGACAUUCUCAAAGGUGUGUUGGCUCGACGGCUUCCAAGAAAGAUGCUAAUCAAGACAGAUCCUGCCAACGCACUACACCUAAUAAACUAUCCCUCUGUCUCCACUAAUGCCACGCCGAAAGAGGCUGAUGCCAUCAACUCUCGAAUUACGCGAAUAAACAAGUUCAAACGACUGCUGCAGGCAACUUCGCUCUCGCUACCAGACUUAAGGGCAUUGGCCUGGUCAGGGGUGCCAGAAGAAGUGCGCGCUAUGACGUGGCAGCUUUUACUUAGCUACCUGCCAACAAAUAGCGAACGUCGAGUCGCAACGCUUGAACGGAAGCGAAAGGAGUACCUGGAUGGGGUGAAACAGGCCUUUGAACGAGUGGGGACGAGCAGCACACCGGGGAAGUCGCGUGGCCUGGAUGAGGCUAUCUGGCACCAGAUCAGCAUCGACGUGCCCCGAACGAACCCACAUAUUGAACUGUACAGCUACGAGGCGACACAGCGAUCUCUUGAACGAAUAUUAUACGUCUGGGCCGUGCGGCACCCUGCGAGCGGAUACGUCCAGGGCAUCAACGACUUGGUUUCGCCGUUCUGGCAGACGUUCCUUGGUCUGUACAUUGCCGACCCGAAUGUUGACUCUGGCAUGGACCCCGGGCAGCUACCACGAACGGUCCUGGACGCCGUGGAGGCGGAUUCGUACUGGUGCCUAGCGAAGCUUUUGGACGGUAUCCAGGACCAUUAUAUCGUUGCACAACCGGGCAUUCAGCGUCAAGUGACUGCCUUGCGCGACCUGACUGCCAGAAUAGACUCGACCCUGUCCAAGCACCUCGAAAAGGAAGGCGUGGAGUUUAUCCAAUUCAGUUUUAGAUGGAUGAACUGUCUGUUGAUGCGAGAGAUUAGUGUCAAAAACACGAUUCGCAUGUGGGACACAUAUCUAGCUGAGGAACAGGGGUUCUCCGAGUUUCAUCUAUAUGUUUGUGCUGCGCUUUUGGUCAAGUGGUCCGACAAGCUUGUCAAGAUGGACUUUCAAGAGGUCAUGAUGUUCCUCCAGAGCCUGCCCACUAAGAACUGGACGGAAAAGGACAUUGAGCUGCUCCUCAGCGAGGCUUUUAUUUGGCAGAGUCUGUACAAGGGGUCAGCGGCACAUCUCAAGGGCGGGCCGACUAGGCCGCUUCUUUCGGAUCUGCAGCUGUAG